CUAACUCUGUUGUGACCUCCUUCAGAGCGCGAGGAAGUGGCCCGGGCUUGGGCUCCGUUGGUAUGGCUGCAUUCAGACGAACAUUUCUACCCAAGCGAUGUUCAAACGUUUCUGAGCCAAGUCACCCCCAACCCCCUGAGUACUGUUUCGCCACUGAAUGUGAAGGCAGGGUCGACCACCAUCAAAGUGCCUGUUCUUCCUGUUGGUCCAGCGAGUGAGGACACCUUCCUAAUGGCGUACUUUGACCAAGAAUGCUCAAACUGCCACCUUCCGAAGUUCCUGUAUGGAAAGAAGCCCACUACCAGCCACUCACCUGCCGUAUAUGCCGUGAUCCACUCCUGCCACUCGUCACCCGUAAGAACAUCCCGCCACGUGACCACAUCUUACAGUGACAGUUUCUCCGGCAGGGGAAGACUUUCACUGCGUUUGUCAGAGCAAGAUUUUGCUGCUGACGCUCCUCUCGGUACCUCUGCCCCGGCCGAGCACUCUUCACUCCUGCCUUUCCCGCAGGCGCCUUCAACCGCCCCAUCCACACAAGCUCACGCAAGAAACAUUGUGUCAACGUCGCCAGCACCUGCCAACAUCCAAGUGGUCCCUUCGACCAGAGGGACAAGAAGUGAUAAUGAUAAUAGACCGUAUUACGACAAUAGGAAUGAUAACCCUCCUGCUGAGGAGGGUGAGGGAAUCACUUCAAAUUCAAAUUAUACAGAAUCCCACAAUUACCCAAAUUUGUAUGGUGAAGACAGUACUCCGAGGCCCUUGACAUCCACAGUUGUUUCUGUUCUUAAUAGUACAAAUCAUGGCAUGCAUAAAUCUAGUGAGAAAAUAGCAACGACAUUUGCUUUAAGUACCCUGAGUGAUCGGAGCGAAGGCGCCCACUCAUAUCACUUGAAUCACAAUGAGGAUGACCAGCUCUCAACUCAACGACCGGUCAGAACGAGGAAACGCGAAAUAAGCGGAAACACUGGCCGAAAGACCAACAAUUCGGUUCCCUUUACAGCAAGGGAAGUAUCUCGCUCUGUAGGGAUCUCUGGACAGAAGAGGAUAGUAUGA
Penaeus monodon (black tiger shrimp) is the source of this 1053-nucleotide messenger RNA. RefSeq lists its product as uncharacterized. Bases 232 to 1053 code for a protein of 273 amino acids. The record is from RefSeq and is a predicted model, not a curated record. Lineage: Eukaryota; Metazoa; Arthropoda; Malacostraca; Decapoda; Penaeidae. The transcript has 4 exons.